Molecule: messenger RNA, 2038 nt
Organism: Athalia rosae (coleseed sawfly)
Lineage: Eukaryota; Metazoa; Arthropoda; Insecta; Hymenoptera; Athaliidae
Gene: Tango9
Product: solute carrier family 35 member F6
Exons: 8
Coding region: 396-1535 (379 amino acids)
Biological process (GO): pyrimidine nucleotide-sugar transmembrane transport
Cellular component (GO): Golgi membrane; intracellular membrane-bounded organelle
Molecular function (GO): pyrimidine nucleotide-sugar transmembrane transporter activity
Source: RefSeq, a predicted model, not a curated record
GUUGCGAGCAACUGCUCGCGAGGGGCCGGAGCGGAGAAAUUAUCGAAACCCUCAAGUCCCCUCGAUCUUCGAGAGAUCUUCGAUCACCUUCAAUCUCGAUCGACCUCCGAUCGCCGAUUUGACGUUUCGUCCUCCGGAACAAAAAGAAAAACACCCAGUUUUCGAGUCGUGAAUUGUCACUUUGCAUUCUAAAUACUCUGCCAACAAAUAUAGAACAGCUGCAUACAGUGUACGCUACGAGCCGGAUUCUCAUGUUAUCUCUUCAUUUUUCGUGUCUGCUGCAGUCACUGUAAAGCCAGAUUCGCGACAGAUUUCUGCUACCGAUGAUCUAUCCGGACGAGGAAAAAUAACGUAGCUAACUUCUAACAGCAAGGCAGCAAAUAGACUACUUAAUCAUGGCUUGGACGUACUAUCAAAAAGUGUUGGCCAUUGUUAUGGUGGUCACAGGAUCACUCAACACACUUUCAGUCAAAUAUGCCGACCAGCAAAUAGUGCCAGGUCAAGAUGGACAACCGCGCCACUUCAACCAUCCUUUUGUGCAAUCGUCGUUUAUGUUUGUGGGAGAAAUGUCAUGUCUCCUGCUCUUCAAGAUUGCCUUUUGUUACUACAGCCGUAAGAUGGAUGGAAGCGUCGAUUCUAUGCCUCUUACAAAAGGUUCACGAAUAUUCAGCCCCUUCACUCUAUUAUUGCCCGCUCUCUGCGACAUGUUUGCAACGUCCAUUAUGUACGUAGGGCUGAAUAUGACGUAUGCGAGCAGCUUUCAAAUGCUGCGAGGAUCUGUAAUUGUUUUCACUGGGAUGUUGUCAGUGGCAUUUCUGGAGAGAAAAUUAGGAGGAAGGGAAUGGUUUGGAAUCAGCCUGGUAAUACAAGGCUUGGUGCUAGUUGGCCUUAGUGACUUUAUCAUGAUGCAUGACGACAAAGUCAGCACCAACUCCAUCAUCACGGGCGAUUUACUUAUUAUUUGUGCACAGGUGAUAACCGCCACGCAAAUGGUGAUAGAAGAGAAAUAUGUCGCUGGCUAUGAUAUACCUGCGUUACAAGCCGCUGGUUGGGAAGGUAUCUUUGGAUUUGUAGGAAUAUGCCUCGCUAUGAUUCCGUUAAAUUAUAUACAUGCAUUCCCACCUUUUGCUGACAAUGCAAGAGGAACACUGGAGGCCACUAUAGAUGCUCUCGUACAAAUCGGAAACAGCGGGCGUCUUUUGAUGGCAAUCAUUGGUAUGACCAUAAGCAUAGGAUUUUUCAACUUUGCUGGUUUGAGUGUCACAAAAGAAAUGAGUGCAACUACACGAAUGGUUUUGGAUAGCGUGCGGACACUGGUUGUCUGGGGAUUCUCUUUGAUAUUCCGCUGGCAGGCCUUCCACUAUUUGCAACUCAUAGGAUUCGCAGUACUUCUGACGGGUAUGUCCUGCUACAACAAUGUUAUCGUGCCCCAAUUGUUCAGAAAACUUCAAUGUCGUCUAGGACGCCAUUGGCCACCUCGUGAUGAAGAAAACAUCGUCAAUACUCUAGCCGAUAGUACGGAAGAAGAGCAGUAACAAAAGUAUGACAUAAUUCAAGUCACUUCUCCAUUACAUCACAUGUCAAGCAAAAUCUCACGACGAUGAUGUCGAUUCUUUCCACAUGGGCCACCCAAAGGCAUCAGAAGUGCAAGUUUGAUGUUACAAAAUAUUCUGUAGCAUGCGACAAGCUUCAGUUUACUAUACAUAUUUAGAAGAGCCAAGUAUUUUUUUUUUGUACAGUAAAACGAAAACAACAAAUUCCCUCCGCGCGGACAUGCGGUCUAUGAAAUCGCGAGACUUAACGCUCGAUCGAUACUCAGCCGUGCGCAAUAAUUCGAGGAGGAAGAUUAUACGAAUUUUUUUUUUUUUUUUUCAACGAACAGAAUUACUCGAAAUAACAUCGAUUGAUCUCUGAAUCUUAAAAGUGAUAUGAACACAAAGAGAAAUAGGCUUAUACAAUACAAUAUUUUCAUAUUUUAAAAAGUGAUACUCAAUUAUUAGCUCGAAGUCAAAGGACGUAAUAAAAAGAAUCAAUUAAA